Sardina pilchardus (European sardine) is the source of this 2252-nucleotide messenger RNA. Its product is annotated as glutamate decarboxylase 1-like. Bases 1 to 1485 code for a protein of 494 amino acids. Gene Ontology annotation, cellular component: cytoplasm. Lineage: Eukaryota; Metazoa; Chordata; Actinopteri; Clupeiformes; Clupeidae. Gene Ontology annotation, biological process: GABA biosynthetic process. Gene Ontology annotation, molecular function: glutamate decarboxylase activity; pyridoxal phosphate binding. The transcript has 14 exons. The record is from RefSeq and is a predicted model, not a curated record.
AUGUUGUAUCUGCUCCCGGCAGAGGGUGGUGUGGAAGCAACCAAGAGCUUUAUACAUGAACUGGUGGAUAUUCUCUUCGCCUACAUCUGCAAAUCAGCAAACAGGAGCUCUAAAGUGCUGGACUUUCAUCAUGUCCAUCAACUGAAGGACGGCUUGGACGGGUUCACCUUAGAGCUCCCUGACCAACCCGAGAACCUUGAGCAGCUCCUUGUCAAUUGCCAAGAUACCCUAAAAUAUAGCGUCAAAACUGGGCAUCCACGCUUCUUCAACGCUUUUGGCCUUGACAUCAUUGGCCUGGCAGGGGAAUGGUUGACCUCAACGGCCAACACUAACAUGUUUACCUAUGAAGAGGCGCCCGUGUUUCAACACAUGGAAGACAUUCUUCUGAGUAAGAUGAGGAGCAUGAUUGGAUGGCCUGCAGACGAAGGGGAUGGAAUCUUCUGUCCAGGUGGCAGUAUGUCUAAUCUGAACAGCGUGCUUCUGGCAAGGUACCACUUUUUCCCUGAGGUGAAGAAAGCGGGAAUGACUGUUCUUCCAAAGCUGGCCCUGUUAACCUCCUCACAUAGUCAUUACUCCAUCCAGAAAGCCGCCACAGUGCUGGGGAUCGGCACUGACAACGUGCUGCUGGUGAAGUGUGAUGAACGGGGGAAGAUGAUCCCUGCUGAGCUAGAGUCUGGCAUCAUCACAGCCAAAGCCAAGGGUCUGGUUCCAUUUUAUGUCAACGCCACAGCAGGGACCACUGGUUAUGGUGCCUUCGACCCUCUGGACGACAUUGCCAACAUUUGUGACCGCCAUGGACUGUGGAUGCAUGUUGAUGCAGCUUGGGGUGGUGGUUUGCUGAUGUCCAAGAGACACUGUGCCAAGAUGAGUGGGAUUGACAGGGCAUCCUCUGUAACCUGGAAUCCUCACAAAAUGAUGGGAGUCCCACUGCAAUGCUCAGCCUUUUUAGUGCGUAAAAAGGGCAUCUUGCAAGAAUGCAAUCAGUUCCAAGCGGCAUACCUGUUCCAGCCUGAAAGUGCUUACUACGAUGUCUCCUAUGACACUGGGGAUAAGACCAUGCAGUGUGGAAGACACGUGGAUGUCUUCAAGUUAUGGCUCAUGUGGAAAGCAAAGGGCUCAGAGGGGUUUGAGUCCCAGAUCAACAGAUGUUUGGAUAAUGCAGAAUAUCUGUAUGACAAGCUGGAGGGAAGAGCUGACUUUCAGCUGCUCUUCAAAAGCAAACCAGAGCACAGCAAUGUCUGCUUCUGGUACCUUCCACAGUGCGUGAGAAGUAUGCCAGCGGGGUUAGAAAGAAACAAGAAGCUGCACACGGUGGCACCAAAAAUCAAGGCCAAGAUGAUGGAAGAAGGGAAGACCGUGAUUGCGUACCAAUCUCUGGGAGACAAAGUGAACUUCUUCCGUUGUAUCCUCUCAAACCCAGCCACACAGAGAGAGGAUAUAGAUUUCCUUCUGGACGAAAUUGUACGGUUAGGUUCUGACCUCUAACUUUUUAAAGAAAUGUUGUGCAGUUCAUGGAAAUAGUCAUCAAUAGUUUUUUGUUGUGUUUUGGUGUUUCAUAACGCAGUUCAAGGUGGCCUCAAAAAGACCACAUUCAUGGAAACGCAGGCUUGUUGUAGAGCGAACAUGAAGUUCUCAUGGGCUGCCAUUUUAACUUCAUAUUGGGAGGCCUACUGAAAGGAUUUAUUUCUCUGUCCAUGUUCAAGUCCUCCCUCUUCCCCUCUUAGACAUGAAAUGAUUUUAGCCCUGCAUUGGAUAAUAGUUUCUCUGCUUUUGUUCAUGUACUCUAGUUAACCUUGGAUAUGUUGGUCACAGUCCACAACAAGUCUCAUAUCAUACUGCUUUACAGAACAGCUCUUUCGGAUGUAGGUAAACACAGACAUAGAGGUAGGCACAAAGGAAGGCCAUUGACUAUACAGUGGAUCACUUCAAGGGGAAUCAUUAUCAUCAUAGAGCGCAGAUGUCCUUUUGUUUUUAUGACUGCAUCACCCAAGAUCACGAGGACCACAGCUGCCCAUGUCUCUCGAAAGACAAAGGUGAAGGUCAACAAUUGCAGCCUCAUUGCUGCCCUCUGAGAUUUCCAUUGAGUUGAUCACAUUGUUUGAGGACUUGAAACAAGUUGUGUGAUCAUGUCCCAUGUUGCAAUCUAUUGUUUGAAACAAUCCUGUUUUAAAACCCUGUUGCAAUUUGCACUGCAACGUUUGUGUGGUCAUUCCACAGACUACCAGAUAGGAUAAACAAGCUUAGACAUUAAU